AUGUGGGCGGCUCAGUUCCUCAAGAUCGAGGAGCCCAACCGGUGGAUGACCUCGGGCGGCCUCGGCACCAUGGGCUACGGCUUUCCGGCAGCGAUGGGCGUGCAGGUCGCCCAUCCCGACUCGCUGGUCAUCGAUGUUGCGGGCGAGGCGUCGCUCCUGAUGGUGAUCCAGGAGCUCUCGACGAUGGUGCAGCACCGGCUGCCCGUAAAAACCUUCCUGCUCAACAACGAAUACAUGGGCAUGCUGGCGGAAUCCUUUGGGGCCACGGGUCUGCGGGCGAAGCGGCCCGAGGACGUGGACGACGUGAUCCAGGCCAUGAUCGAGACGCCCGGCCCCGUAAUUGCCGACAUCCAAGUCGACAAGGAGGAGAACGUCUAUCCGAUGAUCCCGGCCGGCGCCGCGCACUACGAGAUGAAGCUCGGCCCCGAGCACGGCGAGCUUGAGGAGCGCUCCGAAGACGGGAUGGUGCUCGUCUAG
This is a messenger RNA of Geodia barretti, 477 nucleotides long. The record is from the annotation of a GenBank genome assembly. Lineage: Eukaryota; Metazoa; Porifera; Demospongiae; Tetractinellida; Geodiidae.